This is a messenger RNA of Thermothelomyces thermophilus ATCC 42464, 1620 nucleotides long. RefSeq lists its product as uncharacterized. The coding region runs from base 1 to 1620 and encodes 539 amino acids. Lineage: Eukaryota; Fungi; Ascomycota; Sordariomycetes; Sordariales; Chaetomiaceae. The record is from RefSeq and is a predicted model, not a curated record. The transcript has a single exon.
AUGCCAGAACCGUACUGGGACCCUGCAAAUCUCCUCCAGAUCGCCAACUCAUACACCGCCCUCGAGGUUCAAUGUCUCGGAUGCGUCAAGCAUAGUCAUGCUACCCGCUGUCGAGAGUCUCUGACCGGUUCUGAUGCCGCUACCGUCAUGACUGAGCUCGGGCAAAUGGCCACAAUUCCACCAACCAAAGUAACGCACCACGAUCUCGAGAGGCUGGCGAAGCUGUGUCUUUGUCGGGAGCACCGCACCUCUCAAUAUAGCCAAGUCUCCCAGAACUGGAAACCAGCCGUAGCCGGGGCCGCCAAACUCCACGAGCGCCUGACAAAGGGGCAAGGGAAUGCAGCCACAGAGAACUCGCGAUGGGACAAUCUACUGCUGGAGCGUCAGAAAUGUUUCGAGCUUCUUGGUGUCCAGAACGAGGACGCCGACCUGGCGUCGGAGCUCUCCGCUUGGCUGUCGAGCCACAAAAACGCAAAGUCCAUGGUCUCCGAGCUGCAGGGCGAUCUGGCAGCUGCCAACACUUCUAUCUGCACUUUAGAGGAUUGCCUAAGGGAUCUGGAAGCCGAACUCCACCGCGCCAGGACCCGAGAAACUGAGCUGAUCCAAGAGCGCCACGAUGCUAUUUGGCGGAUCCAAGAAACCCGGAAAGCCGAGCACAGUCGCCUCACGGGAAUGCUAAACCUGGUGAAAGCGGCGAACAACGACAGGCGGAGGUUUGAGAGCCUGGUUACUGCCUUGCGAGAGGAGCUCAGGAACGCUAGAAGCAGGUUGGAGCAAGAGAAAGCCAACACAAGAAGCCUCGAACAAACGGAAGCUGACUUGAGGAGGCGGCUGGUUGAAGCGACCGAAACCAGCCCCCAAGCGAACUCUUUGUCGAAAGAAGAAAGCGCUCAGACGAAAAUAUUGGAAGAAGCCAAAGAGGAGCUAGAACGACGUCUAUCAGAAGCAGUUCAGAAUCUAUCUUCGACUCGGCAUUUGUUGGAGAUCGAAAAAGCAAAAGCCGCGGCCUUGCGGGACAAACAAGAGGAUUGGGAGUGCCGGUUAUUGAACGCGUACGCCGAGGGGGAUCGCUUGUUGGCCGAGGAAAAGAGCAAUGGGAAAGCUCUACAGAAGGCCAAAACUGAUCUCGAGCGCCAGUUGCACGAGGCCAACGUGAGAUCGGACCGAUUAGUCUACGAGCAACAAACCAAGAUUAAGGUUCUCUCAAGCAUUAAACACGAGCUGCGGCUUCGACUGUCGGAAGUGAGGGCACGCAGCGUGGCCGAAGCAAACAGAUUCAAGCGAAGCUACGACGCCCUCUCCAAGUCUCACGCAACCGCUCUUGAGCGGGCCCGUCGCCUCCAGGCAUCCCUAGACGCGUGCAGGAGUCGUGUACGACUACUCAAGGACGAUCGCCUGUCUCUCGAGAGCGAGCUACGCCAAUGUCGGGCCGAGACCUACCCUCUCCGCACAACUAACGAACAUUUGCGGGACGAGAUUGAAAACCUGAAGUCCCAAGUGACGACGCUCGAACAAGCGCUUUCGAAAACCUGGCGCAACCGCCUUCGUAUAUUCGCCAGCCCUCACAAACCCGACCACGCCACCCAGGAUCCGCUCUCCGGCACCACGCUCAACCGCUGA